UUCCGUUUCUUCGCCGCCGGCGGCGAAGCCGGCGACCAGCCAACCCCCGCCCUCCUCUCCUGCUUCGGAAUAUCUCCGCCAUGGCCUCCAGGUUUCUUCCUCUGGUGCGCCGCCGGUUCGCCAGCGUCCUGAACCAAUCGCCCGCGCGCGCGUCCGCGUCCACCCGAGGGUUCUUGUUUCCUGCACCUGUCACCGCUGGCAUACGAUCUCUCCAAACGAUCAUGGAAGCGAGAAAUAAUGUGUCAGAUGACGGUGCCCAGGACGUGGAGGAUUCCAAAACCGACACCCCACCAGCUACUAUCCCUUCCGUGGAUUCCAGCUUCAAAGUUAGAGAUACAUCAAACUUGAAGAUCUCACCAAGGCAUGACCUUGCCAUGAUCUUUACAUGCAAGGUUUGCGAGACUAGGUCCAUGAAGAUGGCGAGCAAGGAAUCGUACCAGAAAGGAGUGGUGGUCGCUCGUUGUGGUGGCUGCAAUAACCUCCACCUGAUUGCUGAUAGGCUUGGCUGGUUUGGGGAGCCAGGGAGCAUUGAAGACUUCUUAGCUGAACAGGGAGAGGAAGUGAAGAAAGGUUCAACAGAUACUCUCAACUUCACUCUUGAGGACUUGGUUGGCUCUCAGGUUAGUGACAAAGGCCCAUCUGAUCAAAAUUAGGUUGCUCUGCAAUAUGCUAGAAUUGGUUCAAGACAGUUUGAAAAUGUUAUCUUAUAUGGAAGUACACAAUUUUUUUUCACAAUGUCAUCAUGAGUUCUGAAAGGUGGAGUAGUCCAACUUUUUACACUUGUUGGUUAUGAUGUGAUUGCAGUGUACUGGCAUUGCUGAAAGUCAUAACUCACAACCCUAUGGCUAAGUACACAUAUCACACUGAUAAAAUCUAUUGUAGUGGACAGCCCAAUUCUGUACUAGGUUGUGGGUCAGCGUUUCAUGUUCUGUGAUGUUAUUGACAAAACUAGUUAUGGACAUGUUUUCCUCUGAAUAUAUACUAGAUAGCCAUGUUAACUGUCUCACUGAAAGUUGUGAAAUGUUGCUACUGGAAAGAGCUUUAAUCUCACAGUGAACAACUACAAGUAAUCUGAUAUUCGCUUUUAUGGUAGAACUUUACACUGAGGCAACAGUGAACUGGAGAUGUAUUAUAUGAUAUGUGCUCUCAGCUAGUCUGAACUCUGAACUUGGUUGUGCCUCUGUAUGUAUGGCAUUCCUGAAUCCUGAAAGUUGCUUGCUAGUAUUAAAGAAUGUGAUCUCAUCUACUCCUGGGGCAUAACUAGAGAGGUUCUAGUGUACACUGUACUCACGAAGAAAUCAAUGAAUGAAUUUAUGAGCUUCAGCUAUAUGGAUAGACAGAGGGAGCAUUACAGGAUUACCUUUCCUUGAUUCUGGAAGGUCACUAAUCACCAUGCAGAAGAAUUUCAAGUCACUUAUGUCAUAGCCGCUCUUGACCAGUGAAAUGUCAUGGCCGUUCUUGACCAGUGAACCAAACUGUGUUUUAUCAGGCACAGCCUAGUGACACUGUGACAGUAGCUGCGGCAACAGAUGUAGACAUGUUUGAGUAGCUUACACGUUGGAAACCAGAAGGAUUGGAGUCUGUAUGGGCGGCUGAGACCUGAAUUCAGAGCAUUGGCAAUCACAAACUCCUUCCAGAGCUCACUUUGGGUCAGCAAAGGAGGCAGUGCUGUUCUUGUGUUGAGUUGCUACCACAGUCAAAGCGACUGGAAGCAGUGCAGACCGCUGCACAUGAAAGCAUGGGGGUGAGAGUUUGGCUAAUAAAAAUAAUUUUAUUUGUGAAUAAAACUUUUAUAUGCAUAUUCUUAGCUAUCUAAAAGCAAAUGCUGCAAUAUAAACUACGAUGAAAAAUCCUUCAAAUCAACUCCAAUUUAAGAUUAGAAGUUCAAAUAUUUAAGUAUAAGCAGAAGUGAAAAGAUAGGCCUGACGAUGAAUUGGUGAUGAUAUACUUGAUAUUUGUUGUAUCAGGAGCAGCUUUAUUACAUAUUCUUUUUAUUUUGUUAAUACUUUUAAAAUUAUUUACAAAAUUAUUUGAGGAGUCUGAUGCGGGUGGGUUUUUGAGGCAACCCUCUUAAUGCUCUAGCAUAUGGUGUAUUUUGGUUGCCCCCUUGACUUUCGUACUGAAUGAAAAUAUAUUUGAUAGCGAUUUUUUAAAGAAAAAAAAAGUAGGAGAGGACGGUGAAUGGCCUAUUUGCAGGUGGCUCGUCUCUAUCUGAAAAAAGCAUUUGCCUUGGCAUUAAGGGCUUCUUUGAAUCACACAAAUGAAAAAAUAAAUAAAUAGAAAAAACAUAGGAUUCUAACAGGAAUGUGAAUGUAAGUGCAUGAAAAACAUAAGAAUGACUAUUUGAUAGGACCAUAGAAAAAACACAGAAAUUUGAGGAGGAAGA
Messenger RNA from Oryza brachyantha (malo sina), 2386 nucleotides. RefSeq names its product DNL-type zinc finger protein. Gene Ontology annotation, biological process: protein folding; protein import into mitochondrial matrix; protein stabilization. NCBI's taxonomy places the organism in Eukaryota, Viridiplantae, Streptophyta, Magnoliopsida, Poales, Poaceae. Bases 81 to 653 code for a protein of 190 amino acids. The transcript is spliced from 2 exons. The record is from RefSeq and is a predicted model, not a curated record. Gene Ontology annotation, molecular function: protein-folding chaperone binding; zinc ion binding. Gene Ontology annotation, cellular component: mitochondrion.